AUGGGUGUUGUCGACGAAAAAGAGGCCGUUAGGCCCAAAGGCUUGGGCAUCAGGCAUGUGCAGACAGUGCUGCUGUUCCUGGGGAUGCUGUUUGCGUUCACCAUGCGAGUCAACAUGAGCAUGGCCAUCGUCGACAUGACAGACGAAAGGAAGGAAUUUUACUUCCCCUGGUCACAUAGCGUGCAGGCAGUGAUCCUGUCCUCCUUCUUCUGGGGCUACGUGGUGCUGCAGGUCCCAGCUGGUGAGCUAGCGAGGAGGUUCGGAGGCAAGGUGCUGUUCACCAUCGCGGUCUUCGUCAACUCCAUACUCUCGCUCAUGCUGCCUUUAGGAGCUGCUUGGGGAGGAUGGCGACUGGUGUGUACGUGUCGAGUGCUGCAAGGGUUGACGCAGGCGUUCAUCUACCCCAGCACGCAUCACCUCGUCAGCCAGUGGAUGCCGCUGCAGGAGAAGGGGAUCCUCACCACCAUCGUGUAUGCUGGUGGACAGUUGGGGAUAGCUCUGCAGCUACUGGCAUCAGGGUUCCUUGCUACGUCCUGGGGCUGGCAAGCGAUAUUCUACGCCAACGGAACCCUCGGGACUAUCUGGGUGAUAUUCUAUUUGAUCUUUGGCGCCGACUCUCCAGAGACAUCGAGGUUUAUCAAAGAAGAGGAAGUUUUGUAUAUCCAGACUUCAUUAGGACGUGUGGGGGAGCAGAAGAGAUACCCCACUCCGUGGAAGAAGAUUCUGACCUCACUCCCCUUCUGGUCCGUGAUAGUGGCGCAUUGUGGGCAAAACUGGGGCUUCUUUACACUCAUGACUGAAAUGCCUACUUACAUGGCCAAAGUGCUUAAUGUUGAUCUCAAAAAUAAUGGUGUUCUCUCUUCCCUGCCGUACCUCUCAAUGUAUUUACUCAGUUUCGUCAUGGGAUUCAUGACAGAUGUCAUUAUCAAGAACAACUGGAUCAGAGUAUCAAACACUAGGAAGCUAUUUAAUUCUAUAGGUCUAUGGGGUCCAGCAAUAGCACUGAUCGGCUUGUCGUACGCACCUGAAGGUAACAUGGUGUUUGCAGUGGUCAUGCUCACGCUCGCUGUGGGAAUCAACGCUGGCCAGUACACGGGAUACAUGUUGGUACACAUCGACCUGGCUCCAAACUUCAGUGCGUGUCUGAUGGGCAUCACCAACUUCCUAGCCAACAUCAUCUCCAUCAUCGCACCUCUGGUCUGCGGCUUCAUCGUCCACGACGAGACGGAGCCGGCAGAGUGGCGCAAAGUAUUCUUCGUUGCCUCAGGAGUGUACUUCUUCACAAACUUGUUCUUUAUACUGUUUAGUACAUCUGUGAGGCAGCCCUGGAAUGAGCCUAAAGAGACUGAUAUCGAAAUGAAAGCUCCCGAAAUGAAAGAACCUGAAAAAUCGAGAUUAGAAGCGAAAUGGAGUAGCCAUUGA
Spodoptera littoralis (African cotton leafworm) is the source of this 1422-nucleotide messenger RNA. Lineage: Eukaryota; Metazoa; Arthropoda; Insecta; Lepidoptera; Noctuidae. The record is from the annotation of a GenBank genome assembly.